Molecule: messenger RNA, 6882 nt
Organism: Pseudophryne corroboree (corroboree frog)
Lineage: Eukaryota; Metazoa; Chordata; Amphibia; Anura; Myobatrachidae
Gene: JAK1
Product: Janus kinase 1
Exons: 24
Coding region: 722-4141 (1139 amino acids)
Biological process (GO): intracellular signal transduction; cell differentiation; tyrosine phosphorylation of STAT protein
Cellular component (GO): cytoskeleton; membrane; cytosol
Molecular function (GO): non-membrane spanning protein tyrosine kinase activity; growth hormone receptor binding; ATP binding
Source: RefSeq, a predicted model, not a curated record
AAUAGAAUUAUAUACAUAAUAUGCUAGUGACAUUUACUUAUCACCAAUAACAUACAUUUCUUGAUGGGGGGGCAGCAGCAGCUUACUGAGUUGGUUUAUUUUCUGCCUUGGCAAUAAAAAGUUACUACACAUUAUAGAGGAAGCAAAGCUUGGGCAAUAGGGUUAAAGAUUUAUGGCUGCCAUUACAGGUUUGCAAGUAAGGCUGAUUUCUCUGGUCGUGGACCCAAAGACACUAUGAAGCCGUUAGAGAGAGAGCGAGAGAAAGUAUUGAACGUGGUCUAAUUAUUUAUGUAAAUCUGGUUGCCAAUGAUCCUGAUUGGGUUUUUUACGUGGUAAUCCGACAACUACAGUGAUCGGACCCCCGGCUACAGUGAUCGAACGCCCAAAUACAGUGAUAUAACCCCCAUGAGUUCUUGUGAUUGGUUUACUUAUGUUUUGGUUGUGCUUAUUCUGAUGCAAUUCUGCAUAGAAAAUUUUAUAUUUUUGCAAUGAAAGAAAUUUAACACAGGUUAUCUUUAAAGUUGGACCCACGUGGGCUGAUUUUGCCACCAUGCGACAGGAUCACAGUUCUGUUUGGCUCACACACGUGGGGAAUAAUUUAGAAGGAUGGCCGUUUUGCACUCAGGCCAAGCGGCUGGAUGACUUAGACCACAUUGGGCCUGCAAGCGAGAUCUGAAGAUCACUUUCCACACAGAAUCUAAAUAUGCGGUGAUAGUCGGUGAUGAUGGCGUUCUGUGCGAAAAUCCGAAACUCUAGGAAAUGUGAGGUGGAAGCCGCGCCUCCUAAAGGGGUGGAAAUAAAUUUUUAUCUUCCGGACAAGCCCCCAAUUUUGUAUACAGAAGGAGCGUAUACAGCGGAAGAAUUGCUUAUUGAGGUGGCACAGAAAUGCAAUAUCUCCCCACUGUGCCACAAUCUAUUUGCACUGUACAACGAGAGAGACAACCUUUGGUUACCCCCAAAUCACCUCUUCAAGAUCAAUGCCAGUACGUCCCUCAAACUUUAUUACCGUGUCAGAUUCUUUUUUACAAAUUGGCACGGGACGAAUGAAAGCGAGUCGCCGGUCUGGAGGUAUUACCCCAAAAAGCAGAGAGACCCUUAUGAAAGCAAACAGGUCCAGGAAGGGACCCCGAUUCUUGAUGCCAGCUCCCUGGAUUACAUAUUCGCACAGGGCCAGUAUGAGUUGGUGAAGUGUCUGGCACCUGUUCGAGAACCUAAAACGGAAUCGGAGGUGCAUGAGAUAGAGAAUGAGUGCCUGGGAAUGGCUGUGCUAGCCAUAUCGCACUACGCCAUCAAGAGGAAGAUGCAGCUGCCGGAAAUCCCAAAGGACAUAAGCUACAAGAAAUACAUUCCGGAAACAUUAAACAGAACCAUCAAGCAGAGAAAUAUUCUGACUCGCAUUCGGAUUAAUAACGUUUUCAGGAAUUUCCUAAAAGAAUUCAACAACAAAACCAUCUGCGACAGCAGCGUGUCGCCCCACGACCUGAAGGUGAAGUACAUGUCCACGCUGGAGACGCUGACUAGGAAUUACGGUGCUGAAAUCUUCGAGACAACCUCAUUAAAGAUCUCCUCUGAGAAUGAGCAAAAUGGCUUUUCCGUCAGUGAGGUGUACGAGGUAAUGGUGACCGGGAACGACGGGAUUCUGUGGAGGCAAAAACCAGCCUCUGUGCUCAAUGAAAAAGAAAAGAAGUUAAAGCGAAAGAAAGGAGAAAAUAAAAACAGAAUGGAUAAAAAGGCGACCAACAAAGAGCAGUGGAUCAGCUUCUCGUAUUUCCCUGAGAUUACUCACAUCGUGGUGAAAGAGGAAAUGGUUGUGGUCAAUAAUCAGGACAACAAGUGCAUGGAGCUGAAACUGUCCUCUCCAGAGGCGGCGCUCUCCUUUACCGCCCUGGUGGACGGGUACUUCAGACUCACGGCAGACGCCCACCACUAUCUCUGCACGGACGUGGCCCCUCCAUUGAUAGUUCACAGCAUAAUGAAUGGAUGUCACGGGCCUAUUUGCACAGAGUAUGCUGUAAACAAGCUGCGGCAAGAAGGAAAUGAGGAGGGGACGUACGUCCUGAGGUGGAGCUGUACAGAUUUCAACCACAUUCUCAUGACUGUGGCGUGUUCCAAAAUAUCUAAGUAUGACUCUAAGAGUAUGAAGCAGUACAAAAACUUCCAGAUCGAAGUGAAAGACAAAACGUACUGUCUGCUGGGCUCCGACCGGGUCUUUGACACCCUGAAACAACUGAUGGAACACUUGAAGGGGCAAGUUCUUAGGACAGAUGAUGUCAGCUUUACGUUGAAGAGGUGUUGUCCUCCCAAACCGAGAGAAAUUUCCAACCUGUUGAUUGCGACGAAAAAAGCAGUGGAUUGGCAGCCUGUGUAUCACAUCAGUCAGCUGAGUUUCCACAGAAUCCUGAAGGAAGAAAUUCAGCAAAUUGAUCACAUGGGACGAGGAACCAGAACGCAGAUCUACACAGGGAAACUCAACUACAAGAAUGACUGUGACAGUGACGUUCCUAGCUCCGAUAAGGAGAUUAAGGUCAUCCUGAAAGCGCUGGACCCGAGCCACAGGGACAUUUCUUUGGCAUUUUUUGAGACUGCAAGUAUGAUGAGGCAAGUGUCGCACAAGCACAUUGUACUGCUCCACGGCGUGUGUGUGCGAGACGUGGAAAACAUCAUGGUUGAAGAAUUUGUGGACUUCGGCCCUCUAGACCUGUUCAUGCAUCGUAAAAGCGAGAUACUCACUACGCCAUGGAAAUUCCAAGUUGCCAAACAGCUGGCAGGUGCCCUGAGUUACCUGGAAGAUAAAGACUUUGUACAUGGGAAUGUCUGUACUAAAAACAUACUACUUGCCAGGGAAGGGAUUGAGAGCGAUUGUGGGCCAUUCAUAAAACUCAGCGAUCCUGGCAUUCCUAUCACUGUCCUCACCAGGCAAGAACGUGUAGAACGGAUCCCCUGGAUCGCUCCAGAAUGUGUCAAUGAUUCCCGGAUACUGAGUGUGGCUGCAGAUAAGUGGAGUUUCGGGACCACCUUGUGGGAAAUUUGUUUCAAUGGAGAAGUUCCUCUGAAGGAUAAGACACUGGCGGAGAAAGAGAGAUUUUAUGAGGGUUGUUUCAUGUUGCCGAAACCGUCCUGUGAGGAGUUGGCCAAUCUCAUCAUAAACUGCAUGAACUACGACACCAACCGGAGGCCCUUCUUCAGGGCCAUAAUGCGAGAGAUCAAUAAGCUGGAGGAGCAGAAUCCAGACAUUGUCUCGGAGACCUCUCUUUCUGCACAAGUGGAUCCAAGCCUGUUUGAGAAGAGAUUCCUGAAGAGAGUCCGGGAUUUGGGGGAGGGUCACUUUGGGAAAGUGGAGCUAUGUAGAUAUGAUCCGGAAGGUGACAACACUGGGGAGCUGGUGGCGGUGAAAUCUCUGAAGCCGGGGACAGAAGGAACUCACAUCUCCGACCUAAACAAAGAGAUCCAAAUCCUGCGGAACCUGUACCACGACAACAUCGUGAGAUACAAGGGGAUCUGCACCGAGGACGGAGGAAGUGGCAUCAGAUUAAUAAUGGAGUACUUACCUUCCGGGAGCUUAAAGGAAUAUUUGCCGAGGAAUGUAAACAAAAUAAACCUGAAGCAGCAGCUGGAAUACGCCAUUCAGAUCGCCAAGGGAAUGGAUUACCUGGGGUCGUGUCAGUACGUCCACCGAGAUCUGGCGGCAAGAAACGUCCUGGUAGAAAAUGAACACCGGGUGAAAAUAGGAGAUUUUGGUUUAACCAAAGCAAUUGAAACGGACAAGGAGUAUUACACAGUGAAGGAAGACCGGGAUAGUCCCGUGUUCUGGUAUGCCCUGGAGUGUUUGCUGCACAGCAAGUUCUACAUCGCCUCUGACGUCUGGUCGUUCGGCGUUACGCUGUACGAGAUACUGACCUGCUGCAAUUCAGAAUUCAGUCCCAUGGCGAUGUUCCUAAAAAUGAUUGGACCAACCCAAGGCCAGAUGACGGUGACUCGGCUCGUGCGUGUGCUGGAGGAAGGAAAGCGGCUGCCGAUACCUGCAAACUGCCCCAAUGAGGUGUAUAACCUGAUGCUGAGGUGCUGGGAGCAGAACCCCAGUACCCGUGCCACCUUCCAGGGCCUGAUCCAAGGCUUUACAGACCUGAUAAAUAAGAUGUAAUGACGGACUUCAGGACUAGAAGCUGCUCCCAUGGAUGCAUUAGAAUAUGAACCAUUUCUACCUAGGAAGUCUGCCUCCUCCCGCCUCUCUAGUGGCCUCCCGCCUCUCUAGUGGACGUCUGCCUCCUCCCGCCUCUCUAGUGGACGUCUGCCUCCUCCCGCCUCUCUAGUGGACGUCUGCCUCCUCCCGCCUCUCUAGUGGACGUCUGCCUCCUCCCGCCUCUCUAGUGGCCUCCCGCCUCUCUAGUGGACGUCUGCCUCCUCCCGCCUCUCUAGUGGACUAUUCUACAGCAGUGGCGGCUGAUCCGAGCAACAGUCACUGACUGCGUCAUAUUCCUUCAGAAAGAUUUGUCCUAUAUUGUACAGUAACCACACGCACAUUAUCAUGUUCAACUCAGUGGAUACAAGACAUUAAAAUGUUCUUAGAACCACUGGAAACCAGGUGAACUCCAGGUAUAUUUUCAGUUUAGUACCAAAAUACUUUGAGAAGGACUAUGGUAGACGCAAUUACAUUAAGUUGUGGCAGCAGACACCGACUCCCAAUAUACAAAAAUCAGUUGUGUGUGAUAUUAUCUCUUCUCUCUUGGGAAGAUGUCCUAAAAGACACUUCUAUAUAGAAUCCCACCUAUAUCCCGUUUAUUCAGGUAAGAGGUUUUCCAACUAUUUCUAUAUAGAGGGAUCUUUUAGAAUAUCUUCCUAAGCGAGGAGAGCCAGUAUCGCACACAGUUGAUUUUCUAUAUAUUCAGCUUAAUUAACCUGUAUCCAUCAUUGGGGCUAAACACUGGCCUGUCACCUACAUACGGCGGUGGCGGCCAUGAUAUUCAGGAGACUGUCACGGCAACCUUCAUUGGCUCGAUGUGCCUGCUUUGUGUGUGUGUGUAUAGUCUCCCACAUGUACAUAACUGCGAGCAGAACCGCCUCUAUCUGUACGCUUAGACAAUUAUCACCUGUGCGGACUUGCAUCAGCCUACGAUUACUGCAAAUUAUAUGCGUGAUACCAGGUGUAUCCACACUUAUGCUCGUUAUGUCAACACCACCGUACCGGCCUAUGUGAGAAAAGCCUAUUUACACCUCGUGGUGAAAAGUGGGGAUGCAACACAUCUUAUUACAAUCCUGCAUCAUCUGUACUUGCGUAUUCUCAGUCCUGGGGAACGCACAAAGAGAGAAUAUGCAGAAUGCGGUCUCUGCAAAAAGGCGUACCUUCACCUCUGCACCAUCGUCAUGACGACUACUAGGGAUCGGUUUCAAACCAACUAGCAAUCUGUAAUGAUAAAUAAAAGUCUCGGCGUACAUGUCCGCUAAGGAGGUGGGAUUCUGAAAUCUGGGGAAAUCUUUCCCUGCUUGGUGCAGAUAUUUAUAAUCUGUCAAAUCACAUCAAAACUCAAAAGAAAAUAUAUAGUUUGAGACAUUUUAGUAUAAAUGCAAUUCAUUGUGCCAAUGUCUUUUAUCCUAGAUGUUACGCAGCUCCAUUCCUGGCGACUAGCAGACGCAUUCUCUGGUUGCCAGGGUCCGAGGAGCCUUUGGGAACGUUCAGCUUUUCAUACAAUAAGGAACAUUUUAACAGCUAUAAACAAAAAAAGUGAAAAUGUAAAAAAAAAUCAAAACAAACAUUUUUAAAAAGGUAACCCGCCCUGUAGGAUCCUGAUCCCACCCACUCUAUAGCUGGUGUAAGCGCUGGCUCACGGAGCCGUCUUUAUAGACAAGCCGCAGAAUCAUCGGGAGGAUUGUCACAGAUUCAUCUCUAGAUCAUGUGACGUCUCAGGGAUCAUGUGACGCUCUUUAUAAUAUCCAUCGACUUUGCAACCUGUUGUCAGGUUUUCCUGGUGUUGGAGUUAUUGAUCAUUAAAAGCUACAAAAUCUCCAUAAACCAGUAAGAAUCGCUAUGUAAAUACAAAUUUGUCUACUGAUUUUAGCACUUACAUGGUGCUUUUCUCGUGGAGUCCUAUGUGGCAUAUACAGGAUUCCGUCCAAUACUUGGCUGCUGGAGUUACAGGGCUCAUUCACAUAUAUGCGCUAGGGAAAAUGGUUAAAAUAUGUACAGUCCAUAUCGUGGGCCUGUGAUUUAGUUCAUAAACUAAUAGCCAUGAUCCCGUAAAAACAAAAACUUUACCAACAUAUUGUGUUCUGCGUUGUGUAAAAUGCGUCAAACUCACUAACACACACGGCUGACCAUCUAUUUGUUACCUUUGUAUCUCUGUCCCCAUUAUGUUAGUGACUGCCACAGUAAAGUGCUCUCAUAAAUGUUAAAUUAAGCCAUCAAAAGAUGAUCUCCUCUAUAGAAUCACAGGCAAACAUACCUGUGCUUUCUGUUCCGUAAUGUGCGCCAUACUGGUAGGUUAUGCUGCGUCGGUAAUCUACAUAGUGUUAGGGAAUACAUACAAUUUAUCAGCGGACAGGAUGCUGACAGUCAAUAUUCCGACAGCGGCAUCCCGUCCGCAUGAAUACUGGCAGCUGGGUGAGCGCUAAGAGCCGCCAUUUUAACUGCAACCCAGUGUUAGAACUCAGUGGUUACAAUGGCAUCACUGACUCUCAUUGGUCCACUUUUGAUGCAUCUACUAACUUAUAAAAACCAGGCAGGUGUGAAUGAGCCCUAAAGGUCAUGGCGAAACGCGUGAUUUGCUGCAUGUAAAUGAUGGAAUCAAAUACUGUUUUUCUUAUUUGCAUUUUUUGACCGUACUAUUGAAAUGUGAACAUAAGCACUUUGUAACCUUUUUACAUAAAUAAAUGUUAUAGAUAACCAGA